This is a messenger RNA of Saccostrea cuccullata (small rock oyster), 958 nucleotides long. RefSeq names its product casein kinase II subunit beta. Gene Ontology annotation, molecular function: protein kinase regulator activity. Gene Ontology annotation, cellular component: protein kinase CK2 complex; cytoplasm. Bases 31 to 693 code for a protein of 220 amino acids. The record is from RefSeq and is a predicted model, not a curated record. Lineage: Eukaryota; Metazoa; Mollusca; Bivalvia; Ostreida; Ostreidae. The transcript is spliced from 6 exons.
AAAUAAACAUUCCCUUGUUUAUCUAGAAACAUGAGCAGCUCGGAGGAGGUGUCCUGGAUUUCCUGGUUCUGUGGACUCAGAGGAAAUGAAUUCUUUUGUGAGGUUGAUGAAGACUACAUCCAGGACAAGUUUAACCUGACAGGACUCAAUGAACAGGUUCCUCACUACAGACAGGCUUUAGACAUGAUUCUGGACCUAGAACCGGAUGAUGAGCUGGAGGAUAAUCCUAAUCAAAGUGAUCUGAUUGAACAAGCCGCUGAGAUGUUGUACGGUUUAAUCCAUGCCAGGUACAUUAUGACAAAUCGAGGAAUAGCUCAGAUGAUAGAGAAAUGGCAGCAGGGAGAUUUCGGUACCUGUCCUCGUGUGUACUGUGAGAACCAGUGUAUGCUUCCAAUAGGCUUGUCGGACGUUCCUGGAGAGGCCAUGGUGAAGUUGUACUGCCCUAAAUGUCAGGACGUGUACACCCCCAAAUCCUCCCGGCACCACCACACUGACGGCGCUUAUUUCGGGACGGGCUUCCCCCACAUGUUGUUUAUGGUUCACCCAGAGUACAGACCCAAACGUCCCCCCAAUCAGUUUGUACCAAGGUUAUACGGUUUCAAGAUCCACCCUCUAGCUUACAACUUACAGUAUCAAGCAGCUUCAAAUUUUAAAAUGCCAAUGAGAAUGUCCCAUAGCAGUGGAAAACGAUGAAUGCUAACAGUUAGGACAAAUUAACACUCACUCAGUCAGAACAAAACAACAAUGUAACAUUAACACAGUCAUCAGAGAAGAUCACCGUUUAGUUUUCCUGUAACCCAGCCAUUUAAUUGUUAAAUUACUAAUUUUUUAAUUUAGCUAAUUUAGGAUUAAGUUGUACAAUUUUAAUAAAAGUAGUAGUAAAUGAAUAGAUACCGGUACUAUUUUUUUUCUUUAAGCUGGGCCCAAAUUUAAGCUACCCUGUACAUGAGGUAGUGUA